AUGGCUUCUCUACGGUAUAAUCACAAUCUCACACUCCUUUAUAACGACACGAAGAGAAAGGCCGCCAUCAAUGUAGAUAAGCAAGAGCCGAGUCCUGCUUCCGCGAGACUCCACCGCAAGCUUCAUGCACAAACCGAUCGUCUGGUAACAUGGGGUCUGGAAUGGGCCGAAGAAACAAACGACAGCAUCGACGAGUCUAUUGAACGAGCUGGUUUGACCGAAAACGUGACCAAUAUCCUAGGGAACAUCAAGGACAUCCUCGAACAAGCCGACAGACUCUCGUCAUAUAAUCCUGCAUCUGACAAGGUCGUCUUCAACCAAGAUAAAUACGAAGAUCUGCUACGCGAUCUGACUUCUUCUGUUGAUGUACUUUAUGACCUUUCAGCUUCUCGCAGAGCUAUCGCCCGCGGCACAUAUCCCAAUUUGAGCGACCACCCUCAUGAUGUUGCCAAACGUGGUCUCCGUAUAUCAAAAACUUCAUUUGAUGCCGCCAGCUUCGCUUCUUCGGAAAAGACUCUUGUCAACACGCAGUUCGCAAGACCCACUCUUUCGCCAUAUGCCGGACUUCCAGCAAACAUCAACCCACAAGCUUUGUCGCUACCAAUAGAAGGGCCACCUCCUUAUGAAUACUUCGGCGUUCCAUCGACAGCUAGAAUGAUGGGACGCUUGAGCAAAUCACUGGCUCCCGAAAGCGUCCGUAAUGUGUUCAGGGAUGUCACAGACGAAUAUGUGUGGGUCAUGGUUGAAUUUGAGAACUAUGACCCGCUAUAUCGUGACACAGGUGUAUCCCCACCACUUACACGAGUAGAGAAGCUGGCUUCCUCUCUGAACAUGUUGUCCAAUAGAGGAAGCCUGAGGCUACUCGGCUACGUGGAAGACCCUCAACAACCUCGCAUAGGACUGGUUUACGACUAUCGUACAAUUCAACCACACCAAUCUGAAGAAAUUCGUCCCGUCACCCUCAUGGGCCUAAUUCUGACAGCGACACAAGCCAAAAGGCCAGUCGACGUCUCGAAUGCCACUCCCUUCCUGGAAGACAGAUUUCGUAUAGCAUUGCGUCUGGUGGAAAAGUUGAGGGAUUUGCAUGCCGAGAAUUAUUUCCAUGGAAACAUACAUAGCGAGAGCAUCGUGUUUCUCCAACAAGGCCAUUCUCCGCAGCCACGACAAAGCGAACUGCACCGACCUGUUCUGUCAGCAUUCGACAUGUUUUCUAGAAAUAGGAUCGAGUAUGGCGAUUCUCCGCCAAUAUCCAACAUCACAAAACAUCCUGAAGACAAGGGAGGCGAGAUUGACGAUGUUACGGCGAUCCGCUAUGACCUCUACCAGAUAGGUCUCGUUCUACUGGAGAUUGGUCUUUGGAAUCCCGUGAAUGACUAUUUCAAGGAGAAGUACACGCUCAAGGAUUUCAAACUCAGACUGGAGAAACUCUACAUACCAAAGCUUGCAAGCAAGUGCGGCUCGCUGUAUAUGCGUGCGGUACAGACUUGUUUGCGUUGGGCCGACAAUGACGAUGUCGGACACAUUGGCGUAGAGGCCGUGUAUGACAGCAUCCUGGUGAAGCUCCAGCGUUGUGUCUUGCUAGACGAGACAGAACCUUUGGAGAUUACUCAGAUUCCAGCUGGGUUUUUGCAGGCUCAGAGCAGCUUAGAGGGUUUACAAGCAGCGGANAAGAAGCGUCAUAACAUUUCGCCUGGACGUCUUGUCACCGACUCUGAGCUCAAAGCUGCUGAGAGGGCUUCUGUUGCCUCGUAUCCAUCUGCUAUUUCAAGCUCUGUUGCACCGCGGUCACCUAUCCUUUCCAUGCUGAGCGCCAAGUCAAAUCGAUCCAACUCAACGAGCGCGGACUCGAUCAAGCACAUCUCACAACCCGUGACCCAUGCCUCGACUCCUACUCCGGUUUCUGACCUUGAGCGAUCUGCUCCUGCGUCCAAUGCACAGCUGAAAUCUGCAUCUGACCCAUUCCCUUUCUCGUUCCGCGAAUAUCGUCGUAAAGUCGUGCUGAUUCAGUCAAGAUGGCGUGCGAGAAGAGCUGAAGCACGCCGUAAUGUUCGCGAAGAGACUCAACCCCUGCAGUCACAAAUUGACCAUCGACUUGUUGCUCCAGUAAGCAAGUGUCGCAUGUUCCCUAUUUCCCUUCCGCAAACGAUCGUGGAUGAGUGGCACUCAGACAUCGGACUCCGUCUUUCUUGCAUCAUUGAGCGAGCACUGAAAGGCUCUACUGAAUCCUCGAGCAUCGAUCUUGUCAGUGUUGGCCACGACGCUUUCACGGCAAAGCCCACUAUCGUCGUGACUUGCACAAAUACAGCAAGGGUCAAAGCUGCACUCAAGCGCAAAUUCCACUACGACCGGACCAUGUUCGAUCUUAAGAUUCGACAAGGUUGUGUGUCAUUAUCGAGAGGCAAGUCACGGGGUUGUGGAAAGGGAGACAUUGCUAAGCGAAGUCAGGCAAGGGGCGAUGGAAGUGAAAGUAACGUAACACCAAUGAACCCUUUCUGGCAGGAGCGUCCUCUUUGCGGUGCAUCUAUCGGUGCAUACUUGCCUGAUCACGGUCAUCUUGAACCAGUAUCGUUUGGCGGUAUAGUCAAGGUAGACGACAGAGAAUACGGCAUGAGCGUACAUCAUAUGCUCGAGCCUCCGACUGAUGAAGAGGACUUAAACGACUCGGAUUCGGAUAUGGAUGAACAGACCAAUCCAGGUGCCAAUCGGUCAAGUGCGAGAGCUCCAAGGUCAACUACGCCACACCUUGCGACAAAAGCAAGCUAUGACCACGGAUACAUGAGUGAUCUCUCCUCAAUUUCGAGUGCUGAUUCUGACGAUGACGGCUACGAAUCAUCGGAUUUCGAGAGCGAUGUCUCCGAAGACGAAGACGCAGGCGACAGACCCGGUGUCGCAGUGUCAUCAUACUAUAAUGUACAAGUCACCCAGCCCGCAUUCGGAGAUGCUGUGGCCGAAGACCUUCAUGCCGAUGACGCUACCACGGAAGAGUUAGACGAGGACCACCUGUCUUCUUACAAACUGGGAAAAGUCUACGCUUCCUCGGGUCUCCGUCGCUUGAACGAAGGAGGCAAACGCUACGAGAUCGACUGGGCGCUUCUCGAACUUGAUCCUCCUCGACUUCAGCCAUACAACUUAGUCCAAGGAGGGCGUCGGCAUUGCAAGUCACCCGUGUCCUUCGUACCCGAACUUAAAGCUCCUGUCUGCAGACGUGGCAACCUCUACACAGCAGAAGAAGACUGGUACCCUACCGAAAUCAUCCCUGCUUCCAACUUUGCGAAUUUGGAAGUUCACUGCUUAGGGCGGACAUCUGGUCUCAAGACCGGCAUCAUCAGUGCAGCACAGUCAUUUGUUAAGAUCAAAGGACGCAGAAACUUUUCUCUCAGCUGGACAGUAGUAGGAGGCUUCGGAGUUGGCGGAGAUUCGGGUGCGUGGAUAGUGUCCAACACCACUGGUCAGAUUGCCGGCCAUGUGCUUGCUGAACGUACGGGCUUGACGUACAUGUGCGCCAUGCAUCUUUUGUUCGACGACAUACGACAGACGCUCAAGGCUUGUAACAUCAGCCUUCCUGGCGCGUCUGCAUCGAUCACUAUGGCAGAUCAAUAUGAUACAAGCGCAACGCCAGGAGUCAUGUACGCGACCCUGCCUACGAGAGAGAAGAUAAACCUCACCAGAGAUAUAAGCUUUCCCUCAGAAGAUAGCGAUGGAAGAAGGAGGUUUUACGAAUCUUCCGCGUCGCGCGCAAGGAAGGAUAAAGUCACAGAUACUACUACAGCGGUGAAGAUGNNUCGAAGCCAAGAACGACUGGUUGGUGGACGCAGAGUAUUCCUAAUUGAGAGAACAACAACACAAGAAGAUUGGAAACCAAACCCAACAACCAAAUUUAACAACCAAAUCUAA
Aureobasidium musti is the source of this 3894-nucleotide messenger RNA. Lineage: Eukaryota; Fungi; Ascomycota; Dothideomycetes; Dothideales; Saccotheciaceae. The record is from the annotation of a GenBank genome assembly.